Messenger RNA from Clarias gariepinus (North African catfish), 3532 nucleotides. RefSeq names its product peroxisome proliferator-activated receptor gamma coactivator-related protein 1-like. Bases 17 to 3139 code for a protein of 1040 amino acids. NCBI's taxonomy places the organism in Eukaryota, Metazoa, Chordata, Actinopteri, Siluriformes, Clariidae. Gene Ontology annotation, cellular component: nucleus. The transcript has 12 exons. Gene Ontology annotation, molecular function: transcription factor binding; RNA binding. Gene Ontology annotation, biological process: positive regulation of transcription by RNA polymerase II. The record is from RefSeq and is a predicted model, not a curated record.
CGGGUGAGUUUUCAAGAUGGCGACGCCGCAUGGCGACAGAGGGAGGAAUUUAAACACCGGUUUCAUCGAAUUCGCAACAGCAGAAGUUUUCCAAGAAGCUCAGGUUGGAUCACCAAAAAGCCAUACCCUUAAUUUUCAUGAUGACGCUUUGGGCAGUACCUCAAACACCUUCCACAGCAGCCUGGAACCUUCUAUUUUAUCCAUCUUUGGGGACUCGUCUGCUGAAGAGGAGAAGAUUCGGAUAGAUGAGGAAAGUGAAGCUUCACUUCUUUCUGCUUUCUCCGAGAUGCUGGACAGUGUGAUCGAAGACACCCUGUCCCCCUUUGACACGCUUCCUGACUCGAAACUUUUUAUGGGUCAAAGCUGUCUGGAUUCCAGAAUGAGGUUGCAUUGCUUGGACAGAGAAGCUGUUCCUGGAGUCACUAAAUCUUUCACACUUUCAAGUUCAAAAGCAGAGGGCCCGCGUUCAGACAGGCAGUUGAGACCGAGGCUCCAUCGCAGGACUUCGACAGCCACCGUACAGAGAAGUGAUGGUGAGGAAGAGGACCUCAUCGAGACCAGGAGACGCCCUGUGAGAACCUUCUGCAUUGAGUCUGAUAUAGAGUUGUGUCAGGACGAACAGAAGGACAGAUUUGUAAUGGUGUCACUGGUGGAUCUGGUCAGGCACAUGCAUCCAUACAGCCUUAAGAUGGCUGUGGAUAAGAAAGAAAGUCUCAGGGAUAUUGAGGAGCUCCACGAGGAGGAGGAGGACGUGUUUGUGGAUGUUGUGGGUGAUGAAGAUGCACAGGAAACAGUUUUGGGCAAGCCUCUGGUCAGCACUUCCUCUGAUCUGGGUUCUGAGCAGAUAGUUCCCUCUCUGCAAAGUCCUGCACUAUCCAGUGCUAUUCAUAAAUCCAAGGUUUAUGAGGAGGACAUACUGAAGACGUGCUCACCCAACUGUGAGGAAGAAAAGGAGAAGGGUCGUUCUGGAAGAAUGAAGAAGACGGUGAGAUUUGCCCCAGAUUUAGCAUCUAUUCACGUGUACCAGGUUGAAGACGAGGCUGAAGAAGAUAUCCCAAAUGCCUUAUCCCCAGCAGACGUCACAGAUGACCCCAAACUGGCAGAUUCUGUUUCCCAAACCCUGGCUUUAAGUGUUAACUCGGCCGAGGUAACAAAAAAGAUGCCCUCUCAAAAUGGCAACACAAAACUUAAAACUCUCAGCCUCCAAGAGUACCGUCUGCUCCGACAGAAGACGCUUCCAAAGGAAGAGAGAAAAAUGGACUACAAAACCAAGUGGCCUUCAGUACCCGAGACCCCUACAGAGCUCCCUCCAAUACCAUGUAUACCAGGUUACAACUCAUCUCAGGUUAAUGUUUAUAUUCCAUCUCCUAACAGCAAAACCUCAACUCCCUCAAAGUCUAGAAGAAACCUUCCCCUACCUCUGAAAUCACCCCCUAAACAAACUAAAUUAGUCAGAAAGCCUGUGCAAGCUGUCGACCCACCAAACCCGGUCACUGUGUCUCUUCAACCAGAUGCACUUCCGCCAGGUGAACAAAAGGUUAUUCAACAGGAAAUUUGCAAGUCCCAGGCUAACCAGACAAAUCUGAACUAUCCUACAGCAGUCCAGAACUCCCAGCCCGAUUCUGUCACUCAAGAACAGCCUCUGAAUAUUUCACCUGAGGAUGCCCCAGAUGCUGCAGUUAAGCACACAAAGUGUUCUCUAACAUUUUCUAGCAGGGUUAAAUCCAACACUUCUGUUCCAUCCUCACCCGUGACAGCUAUACUAGUGCAAGAUUCUCAGGGAAGUGUACCUCGAGUGCAGUUACCAGUGAGCAACCAGUCUGCAAAGGAGACAAGACAAGAAUCUGCUGAAGAAAAAGGAAUAGAGGCUACUGACGUAACCAGUCUUCUGGAGCAAUUUGAGACACAGGGUCUCACUCCUCCUGCAACUCCCCCACAUCAGAUCUGGAAGCCCUUAACACCCACCCUGAAAACAAAGCACCACGAGGCACCCAAACCAUCUCCCAACAAAACUAUCCAAAUCAUUGAACCCAAGCCACUGCCCCCCAGUAAGAUUCAGUCAAAGCCCCGACCGUCUUCGUCCAUCCCAGCUCCGAGUCUGUUUCUGGCGUUCAUAGAUCACGACUACUGUGGCACUCAGGACUUCGCACUUAAAAAAAGAGAGAUUUCUCAUGUUCGUAUAAACAACAGACCUCCAAAAGAAUCAAGGAAUCAUAUGAGCCAUACGCCCAGGACUUGUUGUGAGGCAGAGCAACUUUCUGGCUCUGUUCUGCUGUCUCCGGAGAGCUCCCCCUGCAGGGUGGAGGCCAGAAGAACAGGUGAAUGUACAGAAGCAGAAAGGCAUUCGCACUGUUUGUGUUCUCCAAGUCCACCAGCCAGAGGAAGGGCAAGGAGGAGGCAUUACCGCAAGAGGUAUCGUCCUUCUGACUCCAGUUCGGUGUCAUCCUCCCGUUCUCCUUCCUGCUCUUCAUCGGCUUCAUCAUGUUCACCACCAAGAAAGAGAUACAGAUCACGGCACUCUGAGAGCAGCUCAAGUUCAUCGUCUCGCUCCAGCUCACGUUCGCUCUCCCCCUCUCCGAUCCGAGGGCGCCGAUGCAAUUACCGCCGCUCACAAUCCAGAUCCUUCAGUCGUUCACGAUCCCGCUCCCACUCUCCGCAGCCAGACUGGAGGCAGAAGUGGAGCAGCUGGAAGAGGAGGAGGGAAUAUUAUCAUAUAAGCCGAGGGGAAGAUAAUCGCAGGGCAGCCAAGCAGAAAGCCAUUGAUGAACGCAGGGUGGUGUACGUAGGAAGAAUACGUGGCACUAUGACCAAGGAUGAGCUCAGGGAGCGCUUUGCACUGUUUGGAAAGAUUGAAGAUUGCACCGUCCACUUCAGGAGUCAUGGAGACAACUAUGGCUUUGUUACAUAUUACGACACAGACGAUGCUUUCACUGCAAUCGAGAAAGGGACAAAGUUGAGACAACCGGACGAACUCCCGUUCGAUAUUUGCUUUGGUGGGAGGCGACAGUUCUGCCGAUCAAAUUACAUGGAUUUAGAUUCAAACCGUGACAUGGACUCAGCCCCAAGAAGGAGCAAGGAUAGCAGCACUCUUGACUUCGACACUCUGCUAAAGCAAGCCCAGCGAGGGAAAAACACGUAGCACAGAGUCCUUUAGGACGAUGAAGGGAUGGACUGAAGGGUGAAAGAAUAAAUAAGGAGCAUGUUGGACACAACCCAAGCAAUUACCUCAGAACUCCCAAAGAGCUUGCACUUAAACUGACACUAAAUGUAACUUGACAUGUAGCUUUCUUUUUGACAUUGAAGUAAAAAAAAAUAUAAUUAAAAAAACCUUCUGUUGAAGUGCAUAUUAUAUAAUAAUAGAGAGAAAAAGUUUGAAAUACAUAAAAACAGAAAAGCAUUAAAUGUUAAAAAAAAAAAAAAAGAGAUGCAUUAUAAUUUAAGUGUUGUCAUUAAUAAUACCCCAUAUCAUUGCGAAGUCAUUUUUUAAUUUGGAAUGGAAAAAAGUGGUUGUUUUAUGUUGAAUAAAAAAUGC